AUGCGUUACGGAAACGGGGGCGCAGGUGCCGACUGCGCGGCGUCGGACGUCAACCCUGACCAUGCCGCCGGCCAGGGGGUGGCCGAGCCUGCUUGUGCUGCUAAGGACGCGGCGCCGCAGACCACAGACCAGCCUGCGGUGACGGCUGCUGCUACAGGCGCCGAGGGAGAGUCUACCCCGGCGAGUGCCGCGGCGAGCACUCCGCCGAGGGAUGGGGAGGCAGCAAGGACCGCUCCCCCGAGUAGCGUCGCGGAAGGGGAAGACAGAGCCCCGACCCCUCCCCCUGCCGAAGAGAGGGGGGUCCCAACGCCACCUUGGGCAGGGGCCUCUUCGUCCGCGGGCUCCCCGGGCCUGGUCCAGGGGCCGGUGAUGCCUGCGACCACGAAUGGUGGCGGUGCAGCAAACGAGGAAACCCAGGCGGCCUGCGACGACGAGGUGGAGGAAAUUGAAGGUCGCCCCCGUGAUGGUCGCCAGCACGUUUAG
Messenger RNA from Sorghum bicolor (sorghum), 483 nucleotides. RefSeq names its product cuticle collagen 40-like. Bases 1 to 483 code for a protein of 160 amino acids. The transcript is spliced from 3 exons. NCBI's taxonomy places the organism in Eukaryota, Viridiplantae, Streptophyta, Magnoliopsida, Poales, Poaceae. The record is from RefSeq and is a predicted model, not a curated record.